This is a messenger RNA of Neurospora tetraspora, 1885 nucleotides long. RefSeq lists its product as uncharacterized. NCBI's taxonomy places the organism in Eukaryota, Fungi, Ascomycota, Sordariomycetes, Sordariales, Sordariaceae. The record is from RefSeq and is a predicted model, not a curated record. Bases 82 to 1740 code for a protein of 552 amino acids. The transcript is spliced from 2 exons.
AACUUGGGAAAGCUAUAUCAGUCACUCACCCAUUGGCUUACACAGCUGUAUGAGAGCUUAACUGCACACCAGCCGCCCAACAUGUUCUCGACAACUUGGAAAUCCACGGCACUGAUGCUGCCCUCCUUGUUGUUCUGGCUCUCCGGCGAUGUCGUUCAAGCACGGAGAGUAGCAGCGUCGACAUGCCCAGCACCCGUACCUGCGUCAUAUCCUGCACCGGUAGUCCGUGACGGUUAUGAGGCCCGGCUCGUGGCUACCGGACUCAAGAAGCCGAGAGGCGUCAUCGUCGAUUCGAAAGGAAGACUACUUGUGGUCGAGGCUGGCAAGGGGAUCACGCACAUGACUAUCAAGGACGAUGGAUGGCCGUGUUUGUCUGUGGAGAAGACCACGACUCUUGUGUCGAUGACUGAUCUCAACCAUGGCAUCGAACUCUCCGUCGACGGUAAAACCCUCUACGCCUCCACCUCCAACUCGGUCUACAGCUGGGCCUACGACGCAGACGCCGUCCGUGUCAGUGACGAAAAGUCUCCCAAGACGCUCAUCAGCAACAUGACCAACGUGGGCGGCGGCCACUCCACCCGCACGCUCCUCAUCUCACGCAAACAGCCCGGGAUCCUGCUCGUCUCACGCGGUAGCGGGAGCAACAUCGACAACGGCGCUACCGACCAUUCCUCCGGCAUCUCGCAAAUUCGAGCCUUCGACAUCUCCGAUCCCAACCUAGGAACACCCGGCGGCGGCAAAGUAUACGACUACCCCAGCGAAGGCUGGACCAUCGGCUGGGGCCUGCGCAACUCGGUCGGAGUAGCCGAGGAGCCCAACACAGGCGGCAUCUACAGCGUCGAGAACAGCGCGGACGGCAUCAAGCGGUUUGGGGUGGAUAUCCAUGAAGACAGUCCCGGGGAGGAAAUGAACUAUCACGGCAUUCUGCGCUUUCCCUCUUCCUCGCCCUCUUCCUCUAAUGUAUCCUCUUCUCCCGACCAAGGACAACAGCAAGGAGGAAACCACGGCUACCCCUACUGUCUAGCCCUCUGCAAUUCCUCUCUUCCCUUCCCCUCCCUAAAUACUCUCAAAACCGGUUCCCAAUUCACCCACGACUCGACGCCCUACUCCAUCCCCUAUUUGUCUUCUUCCGACUCCUCCGACACCUCCUCUCCACAAGCAAAACCAAUCAACAUCACCACCUCCGACACCUCCUGCUCCUCUGCAAACUUCAUCCCUCCCCGCCUGACCUUCCCCGCGCACACUGCGCCCUUAGACAUCAAGUUCAGCCACGGCAAUGACAAUCAAAGUCUAGCGUACAUCUCCUUCCACGGAAGCUGGGACCGAUCUACCCCCGCCGGGUACAAACUAUGCGCCGUUUUGUUCGAUACAAGCAAGGGAGAACCGGUAGAGGCAAGCGAUAGCACAAACAGUCUUGUGGAUGUCAUGUGGAAUCGGGAUGUGAGCAAGUGUCCGGAGGAAUGCUUUAGGCCGGUGGGACUGGCGGUGGAUGGGGAGGAGAGGAUUUGGAUGACGGAUGAUGAUAAGGGGGAUGUGUGGGUUUUGAAGCAGGUUGGGGAGGUGAAGGGUGAUGGUGAUGGUAAUGGGAAUGAUUUUGGGAGUGGAAGUGCCAACGGGGAUAGCGAUAGUGCCGCUGCCCCGAUGCGUGCUAAGAGGAGUGGAAGUGGUGCGGAGUGGUUGGGUGUUGGGACGUCGGUGGUGGGAGCGGUUACUGUGAGUGUGUUGUUUGGUGUGCUGUGAGGGGGUUAUGGUGUCUGGGCUUGAAGGAGGCAAACCGUGUGUCUUCAUGAGCACAAUUCCACAAGGGACGGGCAUUGGUUUUUAUCCUUUGUUCCUAAGUCCUUUCGGACAGACUUGGGGGAAACGAAAACUUGAUGACCUUCAU